GAGUCUCAGGAACUAAAUAUUGUGGAUAAAUAUAAUGCCUUCUUGGCUGAUUUUCAACCAGCCGACAAUGUUUGAUGAUUCAUCUGUGUAUAGUAUAGCGUUAAACUCUAUAAGGAUGAAUUGAUUCAAUAAAUAUCAAUUGAUAUUCGUCGGGGAGAAGGUUCGAUAAAAGGUUCUGUAAAAUAGCAUUCCACGAAAAAUGGUCAUGGAUGUGAGCGCGUUAUUCAAGGCCAGCGUGAGAACGGUGAACUCGCGCAACAAGGACCUCGGCACCCCAGUGGGCACGCCACCGAGGAAAACCGUGACCAAAAGUACCUUCUGCGUAAAGGUGCACGCGGUCGUCGUGCAGAUCUCGAAGCUACGCCAGUUCCUGCUGGAGAACCGUAAAGCCUACCUAAACUUCUCCAGUUACCUGUCAACCGCUCCGCGUAUGACGGAUGCGGAACGCGACGAAAUCGACGUCGGAGGUCAGCGGAUAAUGAGCACCUGCUCGCAGCUGGUUAAGGAUCUCAAGAGAGAGAUCGCGACGUCCGCGGAAGAUUUGUCUCGGCAGAAUGUUGAGCACCGUGAGAUCAUGCUGUUGCAGAUAGAGGAUUAUCUGAAGAACGUCUGUCACAUUUACUCAGAGCAGAAAGCUAUGCGGGUGAAGAGGGCUGUGGAAAUGCAGAGGAUCGCUAAGCUACAGACGGAUCCUAAACCCGAUCGGCCGGAGAUUAGGAAGUCAUCAUUGAACACGACGGAGAGAUCCGUGAAUGAUCGCGAAACUAAAAGUCAUUCGAACGAAUCGAGUCCGAUGAAGAUACAGGAGAUCAACGAGGACGUUACUACGUUGACGUACGAAGAAGAACCGUCAGCUGAAGAUAUUCAGAUGUUCGAAUCGGAGAACGAGCAAUUGUACAAUGAACUGAAUAAUGUGACGGAGGAAAUUAAACAGAUCGAGAGCAAAGUGGUUCACAUUGCCGAGCUUCAGGAGAUCUUUACGGAGAAAGUUCUGGAUCAAGACAAGGAUCUGGACAGGCUGAUGACGACAGUGGUUGGAUCUACAGAAAACGUGAAGGAAGCCAACGAGCAGAUUCGACAAGCGAUUCAACGGAACGCUGGUCUCAGAGUGUGGAUCCUCUUCUUCCUUUUGGUAAUGUCGUUCUCGCUACUGUUCCUCGAUUGGUAUAAUCCGUAAAAAUUAUUUGAUCUUAAUUGCUACUACAUGCGAGGAAGAGAAUUACUUAUAAAAAACAUUUGGUACAAUCCAUAAAACAUAAAUCUUCAAUUAUUAGUCUGUAAUUAUUUUUAAUUAGUGGGAUUAUAUAUUAAAUUUUCUGGAUUGUACCAAUUUGCAAUAAUUAUCUUUUUGUAAGUGUAAAAAAACAAGGGAAGAGUGUUGAGAAGAUGGAAGGAUCUAAAAAGAGAGAAGUAAGAAUGUUUCCCAAAAUAUCUGUUGCUGUAUUUUAUCUCCUCAAACAUCAUUGUACAUAAGCUACAAUUAACUUAUUAGUAAUAAAAUUUGUAUAAUAUAUAUCUAUAUUUUUAUUUACACGCGCAUUUUUACAUACAUGCACGCAUGGACACAUACAUACACUUGCUCCACCACUUGUUUAUUCAAUUUUGUAUUUCGUCAACUGUACUGUUAAUUAUACUGGUUGACAAAUGUUAGGGAAACAAAGUCGAAUAUAUUAUUCUAUGAAAAAUUGUUCCUAGCAAUUACCAAUCAGCAUAUGUGUGUGUCCCCAAAGGUACGUUAUUUGUAAAAAAAUUUUUCUCUUUUUGUAAAAAAUAAUUAAAUUGAUUAAAUUUGAUGAUAGGCAAUUAUGUCUCGUACAAAAUAGCUGUGUCUAUAUUUGUAAAAAUUAAUAGAAAGCGGAAUAUAAGAAUUUGUGUCUACUGAUAUGAAACUGUCAUCCGGCCAUUCUGAUUGAAAUUGCUCUCACGUUUCUCUAUUAUAAAGUUUUAACAUAAUCACACAGUGAUUUUGCAUACUUUCAAAACGAUGGAUAUUUACUACAUAUUUUUUUUCUGUUUUAUAUAUAAAUAUAUAUAAUUAUAAUAGAAAUAAUAUAUGUACAUAUAUAUUUAUAUAUAAAUAUAGAAAACAAAUUAUUUCACUAUUUGAUGUCGCGCGAUAAAACGCCAUAUCAAAUGGGCAUUAUUAACAUUACAGCAAAAAUAUAAGUAAAAACAGAAAGAAUAUAGAUCGUUGCGUCAGUGAUUUCUCUAGAAAAUACAAUAGGAACAAAACGAUGAUUUCCAUGCAAUAUAUUAUUAAUGAAUUAAAAACAAUAAUAGAGAUGUGUAAAAAAUAAAAUUGAACAAUCUUAUGAUUCACGAUUGCAUAAAAUCAUUUUGCAUUUUAUGCGAGAUAACGAAAAAAAAAAAAAAAAAAAUUUU
Formica exsecta is the source of this 2382-nucleotide messenger RNA. It is a transcript of the gene Syx18, whose product is annotated as syntaxin-18. Bases 200 to 1177 code for a protein of 325 amino acids. The transcript has 2 exons. Gene Ontology annotation, biological process: retrograde vesicle-mediated transport, Golgi to endoplasmic reticulum. The record is from RefSeq and is a predicted model, not a curated record. Gene Ontology annotation, cellular component: endoplasmic reticulum; SNARE complex. NCBI's taxonomy places the organism in Eukaryota, Metazoa, Arthropoda, Insecta, Hymenoptera, Formicidae.